Messenger RNA from Rhodofomes roseus, 738 nucleotides. RefSeq names its product peptidase M50B-like-domain-containing protein. The record is from RefSeq and is a predicted model, not a curated record. The transcript is spliced from 10 exons. Bases 1 to 738 code for a protein of 245 amino acids. Lineage: Eukaryota; Fungi; Basidiomycota; Agaricomycetes; Polyporales; Fomitopsidaceae.
AUGAGUCCUAUUACUCCGACGAGUGAACAGUUGCCUACUCUCUAUGUUAUUGUUGUAUUCACCGUCGUCAUCUUCGCGCUCUGGGUCAUCCCGGGCCUUCGCACCGCCAUCAUACCUCUCAAGUUAUUUACCAUAGGAUGGCACGAAUUCUGCCAUAUCGUCGCCGCUGUGUUCAGUGGUGGCAAUGUUACCCAAGUGACCAUUGACCCGGACAUAGGGGGCGCGACUCGCGUUUCAGGCGGCAGGCCUCUCGCUAUACUCACCGCUGGUUAUGUCGGAUCGACGAUCCUGGGCGGCCUCUUUGUGCUAGCCGGCUUUGAUAUCCUUAUGUCGAAAAUCUUGAGCUUCGUCCUGGGCCUCGGCCUCAUUGCACCCCUCGCAGUCGUUCGAAACAAGCUGACAAUCCUGUUGACGUCGAUAUACGAGGGCCUCCUCGUCGGCUUUUGGUUCAUCGACCAUGGGCAGGCAUUGCGAUGGUAUUGUCUCUUUGUUGGGAUAAUGAAUAUCUUCUAUGUUGUCUGGGACAUUGCGGACGACAAAUACUUCCGCAAAUCCAACGACUCAGACGCAUCACAAUUCGCGAUGCUCUACCCGCGCGUAGCCGCUCAUGCGUGGGCAGCAAUAUGGAUACUCUUCGAGAUCGGCGUCCUCAUCGGCUUCGUGCUCCUCGGUAUUGUCGCCUUCAAGCGCACAAAUGAGCAGAUGUACCAGGAAGCAGCAAAGUUCCUCCCGACAUGA